AUGUCAUUCACGAUCGAUGAAAUAAAGACGAUAGUAAAGCAAGUUUUACAUGAUAGACUUGGCGAAAAGCAAUUUAACUAUGACUAUACGCGUCAGUGGAAUACUGAUAUUUUAACGGAAAUUUUACGUCGACUUGAACAAAUUCAAGAUAGAAAUCUUAAUCAACAAAUGAAAUAUGUUGUAACAGUUUUAAUAGGUGAAAAAACAAAAGAAAUGAAACUUGGUUUGCAUACAGCUCUCUCUUGUUUAUGGGACGGAACAACAGAUGGAUGUGUUACAGUUAAAUGGGAAAAUAAAAGUAUUUUUUCGAUUAUCAAUGUUUUUGGUUUGGCUGUUUAG
Molecule: messenger RNA, 339 nt
Organism: Rotaria socialis
Lineage: Eukaryota; Metazoa; Rotifera; Eurotatoria; Philodinida; Philodinidae
Source: the annotation of a GenBank genome assembly